Messenger RNA from Brienomyrus brachyistius, 2688 nucleotides. RefSeq lists its product as uncharacterized. The record is from RefSeq and is a predicted model, not a curated record. Lineage: Eukaryota; Metazoa; Chordata; Actinopteri; Osteoglossiformes; Mormyridae. The coding region runs from base 1339 to 2688 and encodes 449 amino acids. The transcript has 3 exons.
AUGACAGGUCGGGUCAAAGGUCACGUUCAAAAGUUCAGUGGGCGGAGCUUAUGUUGUAGUGGGUUGAGCUUGGUUGUGUAACUGACGCAAUAGCAUAUGGAUUUAAUUAUUUAUUUAAAUAUUUUUUUUUGUCUUCUUCCCCGGGGGGUUGGUUGUGUAACUGCUGCAAUGGUAUUUGUAUUUAAUUAUUUAUUUAUUAUUUUAAAUGAUUGUGGCUUAGGGGGCCUGGGUUGGUUGUGUUAGUGCUGCAAUGGUAUUUGGAUUUAUUUAUUUAUUAUUUUAAAUGCUUAUUUUAAAUGUUUAUUAUUUUAAAAUGAUAUUGAGGAGAGUGCUUAUGAGUGUGUAUUAUUUUAAAAAUGAUAUUGAUGAGAGUGCUUAUGAGCGUGUGUUAUUUGAAUAAGUUAUUAUUAUUAUUAUUUUGUGGUGCGCGGGCGGGAGUGAGCGUGGCUGGGUUACCUGAUGGAGCGCGAGCGUACGGUGUGCGGUAGCGUGGUAAGGUCCCCGGGCUUCGGAGAAUCAGCAAAGGACUUAUUCACAUACUGGUGCGGUAGCGCGGAAAGGUCCGCACGGCUUUGGAUAAUCCUCGGAGAGAGCGAUGCGGGAGAGCUGAGAGGCGUGCUGCUGCGCGAGUCUGAGAGAAACUGUGAGAGACUGUGGGAUAAAAUGGUAAAGUUGGAGCAAAGAAUGAGAGGAGGAGGUGCAGGGUCUAUCGUCCAAUAAAAACGCUCGGCGCUAGUUUUGACCGUGUGUUUUUUCCUCACGCAAGCGUUUGUAUCACAUCGGCGUAUGGCGCCAAUUUGUAAAGGUCAUAAGUCGAGACAUACAUCGAGUCUGUCAAUUUGUCCGCCAGUAAAUUCUGCAGGGCCGUGCCACCUGGCCAUCGAGGCGCCCCCCCUACCCGGCCACGCGGGCCAUACAUCGAGUCUGACACUUUUGCCCUCCAGUAAAUUCUGUUUAAAGUUUUGUUUUCACAUACGUCCCAAAUUACAGAUAAUUUUCUUACACAGGCACGAGUAGCAUCAUCAAGGCCGUACCACCUGGUCAUACAUCAAGUCUGACAAUUUCCCCGCCAGUAAAUUCUGUUUAUAGUUUUGUUUGUCAUACAUGACCGUGCAGAUAUGGGGUGACAGAGACAAUUAAAUUGUAUUACGUCGAGCGGGGGGCCUUUUCCUCCUCCUAGAGGCACAACGCCUUACCAAAGUUUGUACCAGCCAAAGAACCACAAGUUUCAUCGAGACCUUACCCGGUAAGUAUAUUAUUUCUUUUAUUCCUGUUAUAAAAAUGCUAUUCAAUUAAAAAAUAACAUUCUAAUAAUAGGUAUUCUCUCUUUUUUUUUCUAUGUACGAGAGAGAGAGACUACGCCGACCGGUCAAGAGAAAAUCUGCGAGAGAAUCAACAGAGACAUUAACAAGCAUGUUAAAUGAAAGGGGUUCUGAAGCAGAAGCGGGGCUACCCCCCACCGACGAGGUCGCAUACGGAGCAACACCCCCAGCGGCUAUACCCGAAGCCUUAUUAAAUGAAAUAGCCAUUAUCAACAAUGCUAAUAAUGAAAAUGAUGCGGAUUACUCUGCUCAACACGACUCGCCACCAGCGGCGUCUGCUGAAACACUGGCCCAGGACCCCUGUUUUCUCCCAUCCUUAGAGACAUUAACAAGCAUGUUAAAUGAAAGGGGUUCUGAAGCAGAAGCGGGGCUACCCCCCACCGACGAGGUCGCAUGGUCCCCCGCGGAUUCUGAAUUGUGGGAGGCCUUGUCAGACGUGGAAUUUCUUCUCGAUGCUGAGGAGAUUGAAAAUGAAUUUGGGCUGGGACAAUUUGAAAAUGUUCAACAGGAAGGUGGCGGUGCCGUCGGUGACGUGGAUCCCCAGCCUGACGGGGUCCUUCAUCGCCGCAGAUUCAAUAACGUACAGAUUAGGCGGAUUCUAAAUAUCCCGCGACCUAGAAACGAAGGCAAUUUCCGCGAGUACUAUGAAAAUGUAAUCGAGGGGUUUCAAAAUAUUGUGAAUGAGGCGAUUCCUUACGCCGUAUGGGGAGCCUAUAUACAGGUCACCCUGCGCGCUGACUUUUUAAACGACGAGCUGUCGCAAAUUGUACGGUAUGGGGUGGGGGAGCUGACAGACUUGCAGCAGCUGCUGGAUCGCCUGGUACAGUCUAAUCAAGAGAUUUUAAACGAUUCCAACCUAGAAGUAAUCGUAGACGUAAUAAAUAUCCCACGCGGCGGCGGCGGGAACAAACGUAAACUACAGACCAUGUUAGCUUCAGAAAUAAUUUCUAAAAAAGCCAGACACAUGUUUAUCAUUAAUAACAACACCAACGCGUGUUUCGCCAUAAACUUGGCGCAUCUGCUGCACGAAAACUUGGCUGACGCCGAGGCUGAAAAGCUCGGCCUGGAGUUACAGGAGAAAGCGGGAUUCAGCCCCGACCACACAGUCGCUUUGAAUGACAUUAUCAAUUUCGAGAAAAUCAUUGAUUGCAAAGCAGUGGUGUAUUAUCAACAACCUUAUUCAAACAAUCUCCAAAUUUACCAGACACCCACGCCUACCGACGGUAGACGGCUGGUGUAUUUCUUUUUACACAAUCAGCAUUUUUACGGCAUUAAAAACGUAAAGGGGUUCUUAGGGGUGGGGUAUGUUUGCACGAGCUGUUUCAAAGGGUUCGACUCGCCUCACAGUCAUCGAACGAGACAAUGA